UCCUGACUACUCUUAUGUUCGCCCGUGCCGCCUCCACCUGGCCGUAGGCCAGGACUGAGCCGCGGCCUGACACGGACGGGGAUCCGGGAGUUGAGGGCGGGAGGGAACUGGAAAGCACGGGCGGGAGAUGCGGAAGCAGAGCGGCGGGGAGCCAGACCUCGGAGGAGGGAGGAGCCUCUGAGAGACUCCCUCCCGCCUCCGGGCCGCGCAGGCAGGUGAAGUGGAGAACAGAGAUUUCACAUUCACACACCUGAAAGAAGAGAAUGUCAAGACGCAGUAGCCGUUUACAAGCUAAGCAACAGCCCCAGCCCAGCCAGACGGAUUUCCCCCAAGAAGCCCAGAUAAUUCAGGCCAAGAAGAGAAAAACAGCUCAGGAUGUCAAAAAAAGGAAAGAGGAGGUCACCAAGAAACAUCAAUAUGAGAUCAGGAAUUGUUGGCCACCUGUAUUAUCUGGGGGGAUCAGUCCUUGUAUUAUCAUUGAAACACCCCACAAAGAAAUGGGAACAAGUGACUUCUCCAGAUUUACAAAUUACAGAUUUAAAAAUCUUUUUAUUAAUCCUUCACCUUUGCCUGAUUUAAGUUGGGGAUGUUCAAAGGAUGUUUGGCUAAACAUGCUAAAAAAAGAGACCAGAUACGUUCAUGACAAACAUUUUGAAGUUCUGCAUUCUGACUUGGAACCACAGAUGAGGUCAAUACUUCUAGACUGGCUUUUAGAGGUAUGUGAAGUAUACACACUUCAUAGAGAAACAUUUUACCUUGCGCAAGACUUUUUUGAUAGAUUUAUGUUGACACAAAAGGAUAUAAAUAAAAAUAUGCUUCAACUCAUUGGAAUUACCUCAUUAUUCAUCGCUUCCAAACUUGAGGAAAUAUAUGCUCCUAAGCUCCAAGAAUUUGCUUAUGUCACUGAUGGUGCCUGCAGUGAAGAGGAUAUUUUAAGAAUGGAACUUAUUAUAUUAAAGGCUUUAAAAUGGGAACUCUGUCCUGUAACAGUCAUCUCCUGGCUAAAUCUCUUCCUUCAAGUUGAUGCUCUUAAAGAUACUCCUAAAGUUCUUCUACCUCAAUAUUCUCAGGAAAAGUUCAUUCAAAUAGCUCAGCUUUUAGAUCUGUGUAUUCUAGCCAUCGAUUCAUUAGAGUUCCAGUACAGAAUAUUGGCUGCCGCUGCCUUGUGCCAUUUUACCUCUAUUGAAGUGGUUAAGAAAGCCUCAGGUUUGGAAUGGGACAGCAUUUCUGAAUGUGUAGACUGGAUGGUGCCUUUUGUCAGCGUAGUAAAAAGUACUAGUCCUGUGAAGCUGAAAAUUUUUAAGAAGAUUUCUAUGGAAGACAGACACAAUAUCCAGACACAUACAAAUUAUCUGGCUAUGCUGGAUGAAGUGAAUUACGUAAACACCUUCAGAAAGGAGGGACAGCUGUCACCAGUGUGUAGUGGAGGAAUUAUGACACCACCGAAAAGCACUGAGAAACCACCAGGAAAACACUGAGGAAGUUAACUAAGCAAACAAGCUGGAGCUGACUGAGUAUUGGGUAGAAUUUCACAGAACUGAACUACUAAAGUUUUCAGAAAAGUAGUGCUAUGACUGCCCUAGCCAAUUCAGAAGUUUCACUGCCAUUCUUUGAAUUUAAAAAAACUACUUAAAAUUGGCAUUAAGGAAGAAAUUCCUAGGUUAGCUGUUUGUUUAAACAAACAGCAGGAUUGUUUACAAAGAUUUCACUCCCAAAGUGACUGGAUAGAAGCCAGCCACAAUUUAUGCCAUAACAAUUUUUUUUGAUCCAGUGUUACUAUGUUUAUCUUGAUAAACUGAGAAUUUUAUCAUUGGCGUUUUAGACUAUAUAAGUACUACCUUAAAGGGGACAUUGAGUAAUACAAUACUUUGAAUCUAGUUUAUAGAUUCUCAAAAUUCAUAUUCUUGACUAGUGCAAUUUGGUUUUUGAAAAUAAAAUUUAAACUUGUUUACAAAAGGUUUAGUUUUAUAAUAAGGUGACUAAUUUAUCUAUAGCUGCCGUAGCAAGCUAUUAUAAAACUUGAAUUUUUAUAAAUGGUGAACUUUAAUCUGUUUUUUAACUGAUACAUUUGCCUUGCCAUGGCAUUUUUUAACCAGUAUGGCUUAGAUGAACAAAAAGG
Callorhinus ursinus (northern fur seal) is the source of this 2119-nucleotide messenger RNA. It is a transcript of the gene CCNE2, whose product is annotated as cyclin E2. NCBI's taxonomy places the organism in Eukaryota, Metazoa, Chordata, Mammalia, Carnivora, Otariidae. The record is from RefSeq and is a predicted model, not a curated record. Gene Ontology annotation, biological process: mitotic cell cycle phase transition. Gene Ontology annotation, molecular function: cyclin-dependent protein serine/threonine kinase regulator activity.